UAUGGCGUCCGGCGAAAACGUUUUGAUGGAAGGUCGCCGCACACGCUCCGGCCGAAAGGCCACAUCACCGCCAGCACCGGCUCUUGCAGUGUCCACAAGGACCUCCAAGCGCACAUCCAGGCGACACGCGCAGGUAAGCGUUUCUGAAGAGGAAGAGCCCGAGCAGCAGCUGCCACAAACAGUCAUCAGCAGCGAAACUGCCAUGGUUUUGGAUGAGGAGGACGAGGACCAAAUGCGCGAGUCCUCGCUCCAGGAGGCCUCUGUCCGAGAGCAGCAUUACGAUGAGUUGGCCCAUCUCCAGCACCAGCUGGACGAUGAUGUCGAAAUGAUGGCGGCCACAGAGACCGGGGUGGACGAGAAGAGUUCCUCCUUUCCGUUUGGCACAGUGGCCGAACAGCAUUCCGAAACGAGUGAUGAUAUCAAAGAGAGUCGUGCCGAGGGUGGCGUAGACACGCUGCUAGCCUCCCUGGCCGGGGAUAAUGCCAAUAGUUUGCCCUCCGUUGGGGGUAACGAUGAGAGUGACAGCAAAAAGGCCGCUUUCGAUUACAACGUGGAGGCCCUGGAGCCCCAUGGGGAGAAAUUGAACUCGUCGGAGGACUCCAGCUCGCAUCAUGCCAUUGCAGAGAGUCUGGGCGAUGAGGCCGACACCAGCAAUGCCACAAUAGUCAACACAGAGAUAAUCUCAGAGGAUGAACUGCCUCCACCCACCAAACCAGAGAUCAACGAUGCCGAGGAGGUCUCCGACGAAGAGCUGCCGGCUCCCCAACGCGCCGAGUUGCCCGCCGAUGCGGAGGUCAUAUCCGAGGAUGAGUUGCCUUCAAAUAAUAACAACAAUAAUAACAAUAAUGCGGGUGAGCCCAAGACUUCGACAAAGCGCAAAGCAGAGAAAGAACAGGCGGAAGAGGCCAAGGACAAUGCGGAGCAGAAGAGCAGCGAAGCAACCAGCACAAGGGAGAAGUCCGUGGAACAGUACAAUCCGGGAAGUCCGACCACAGAGAGCAACGAUGCCCCGCCAUCGGAGAAGCGGCCCAAAGUAGAUGACGCCGAGCACAAGGAGAAGAAAAAAGACAAAGAGCGUGAUAAGGAAAAGGAUAAAGAGAAGGAGAAGGACUUGGAGAGAGAAAAGGAAAAGGAGCGAAAGAAGUUGCCGGAUCUUGAAAAGUACUGGCGGGUGGUCAAAGACGAUCCCACAGAUUUUACCGGCUGGACAUACUUGCUGCAAUAUGUGGAUAGUGAGUCCGAUGCGGAGGCGGCACGCGAGGCCUACGACACAUUCCUUUCGCACUAUCCCUACUGCUACGGCUACUGGCGGAAGUACGCGGACUACGAGAAGCGGAAGGGCCUCAAGGCCAAUUGCUACAAGGUGUUUGAGCGCGGACUGGAGGCCAUACCGCUGUCGGUGGAUCUAUGGAUACACUAUCUGACGCACGUGAAGCAGAGCAGCGACGAGGAGCAGUUCAUCCGCAGCCAAUACGAGCGGGCGGUGAAGGCCUGCGGCCUGGAAUUCCGCUCGGACAAGCUCUGGGACGCCUUCGUGCGCUGGGAGAGCGACUCGAAGCGCUAUCAGCGCGUCAUACAGAUCUACGAUAGGCUCUUGGCCAUACCCACACAGGGCUACAAUGCACACUUCGACAAUUUCCAGGAUGUGAUCAAUCAGCAGACAAUUACCGCCUGCAUUGGCCAUGAGGAGAUCAUACGUUUGCGCAAGGAACUCCACGACCGGCUGCACAGCAAAUCGUCGAAAUCCUCAUCGAAGAGUAGGCGGGACAGCGGCAGCAGCAGCUCCAAGGAGGCAACGAAGGGUGAGCGGGAGAAGAAAGAGUCUGGAGGUGGAGGUGGAAGUGGAAGUGGAAGUGGAAGCAGUGGCGGGGCUGGUAAGUCGCCAAAAGAUAGUAGUGAAACACUUGUCGAUGAAUCAGAAAGUACCACCGAUCUGACCGAAAGCGAGUCAUCGCCCCCAGCUUCAAAGCCGGCGUCUCAGAUCGAUUUCAGCGAUCUUAGCACUCUCACCGAGGAGGAGGCGACCGUCAUCAAGGAUAAGGUAAUAUCCGCGCGUCGCAAGGUCCACAAGGCAACCGUCGGAGCGGUCACUGCUCGCUGGUCCUUCGAGGAAGGCAUCAAACGACCCUAUUUCCAUGUGAAGCCUUUAGAGCGUGCCCAGCUGAAGAACUGGAAGGAAUAUCUCGACUUCGAGAUCGAGAAGGGUGAUCGCGAGCGGGUGGUGGUUCUGUUUGAGCGCUGCCUCAUCGCCUGCGCUCUGUACGACGAGUUUUGGCUGAAGAUGCUCCGCUAUCUGGAGUCGUUGGAGGAUCAAAGCAGUGUCGUUGAGCGCAUCCGCGAUGUCUACCGUCGCGCCUGUCACAUCCAUCAUCCGGACAAGCCCAGCAUGCAUCUCAUGUGGGCCGCCUUUGAGGAGUUGCAGCUGAACUUCGAUGGCGCCGCCGAUGUUUUGCAGCGCCUCGAGCAGCGCUGCCCCAAUAUCCUCCAGGUGGCAUAUCGUCGCAUCAAUGUGGAGCGUCGCCGCGGCUCCUUGGAUAAAUGCCGCGAGCUCUACCAGCACUAUAUCGAGGGCACAAAGAACAAGGCCAUUGCCGGCAGCCUGGCCAUCAAGUAUGCACGCUUUCUCAACAAGAUCUGCCACGAUCUCGAUGCGGGUCUAGCUGCCCUGCAACAGGCCCUGGAACGAGAUCCGGCCAACACUCGAGUCGCUCUCCAGAUGAUCGAUCUGGCCCUGCAACGGCCGACUGUGGACGAGAAGGAGGUCGUGGAGAUCAUGGACAAGUUCAUGGCUCGCGCCGAUAUUGAGCCGGAGCAGAAGGUGCUCUUUGCCCAGCGCAAAGUGGAAUUCCUCGAGGACUUUGGCAGCACGGCGCGUGGCCUGCAAGAUGCCCAGCGUGCGCUCCAGCAGUCACUGAGCAAGGCCAACGAGUCGCAAAAGAAGAGCGACAGCAGUCCCAGUCGCAAGACCUCCUUGGGCAGCAAGGACGGUGCUGCUGCACCAGGCCCAUCCUCGGCCUCGGCGGCUGCCUACAACAACGGCGGUGGUGCGACCGGAGCGGCGGGGGGCCCCAACUACAACUACAACUCGGCGGCCUCCGGCUAUUACGGACAGCCGAACAGCGGCGGCGUUGGUGCUUAUCCGGCGCAGCAGCAGCCCCAGCAGCAGUCCUACGACUCGUACUACAACCAGUGGGGCUACGGAUCGGGCGGUGGUGGUGCCAGCGGCGGUGGCAACAGCGGAGGGAACUACAACUAUGGCCAGUGGAGCGGCUAUGGCAACUAUUACUAAGCUAAGUCCCUCAAAAAUGUAACCCUAAGAGCACCACACCCCCGCACACAAUCCUCGGUUUAGUUGUUUGACCUCCUUCGAUCCCCUAUCUCUAAUUUUAUAUUGAAUUUUAGCUAUUACAUACGACUAUGUACCAUAUAUCGAGCAUGUCCAGAACUAAAUUUUAUCCCAAUUGAUUUUUAUCUUCACAAAAAACAAGUUACUUUUCAUUAUGUGCGCGCUGAUAAAUUUGUUGCAUCUUGAUUGUUCUUUUACUCACCCACACCCCCACACCCCUACACACACACAGAAAUACAGUGUAUGCCCCCCGCCCGCCCCUCGAGUAUGCGUCGAAAUAAAAGAUAUUAACUAUUAA
This is a messenger RNA of Drosophila persimilis, 3644 nucleotides long. It is a transcript of the gene Prp39, whose product is annotated as pre-mRNA-processing factor 39. The record is from RefSeq and is a predicted model, not a curated record. NCBI's taxonomy places the organism in Eukaryota, Metazoa, Arthropoda, Insecta, Diptera, Drosophilidae. Gene Ontology annotation, cellular component: U1 snRNP; commitment complex; nucleus. The coding region runs from base 2 to 3289 and encodes 1095 amino acids. The transcript has 9 exons. Gene Ontology annotation, molecular function: protein binding. Gene Ontology annotation, biological process: mRNA 5'-splice site recognition; RNA processing.